Carya illinoinensis is the source of this 1562-nucleotide messenger RNA. RefSeq lists its product as uncharacterized. The transcript has 6 exons. The record is from RefSeq and is a predicted model, not a curated record. Lineage: Eukaryota; Viridiplantae; Streptophyta; Magnoliopsida; Fagales; Juglandaceae. Bases 73 to 924 code for a protein of 283 amino acids.
AACCCUUGGAUAAAGCAUGCGAGGGGCAACCAGGGAACUCGCAUUCAGAGGGGGAAGCAGCGUCACAGGGUAAUGGAGGACGAGGCAACACUGUACCAGCAACUGCAAAAGCUCUCGAGCCUAGUGAAGCCGGAGGAAGCUGUGGACCAGAUACUGACCACCCUUUGGAAGACGAGAAGAACCGGUCUCCGUCCUCCCGAGAAGUCCCACAUUCAGUCCCUCCUCGGUCUUCCUUCUCCCUCCGAAUUGGACCCCGUAUUGGCAUGCCUUCGUUCGCUCAUCAGAAAAUGCGUACACGAAAACUUCAGCGGGGAUCAUCUUCUGAAGCUUUUCCCACCCGAUCUUCCGCUUGACCUACAAAGCAUCCUUGUUUUGUCGCUCCAGAAGUAUCAGGGUCUGUGGAAGGACGACUGUUCCAGAGAACAGCGUACGUUUCCUAGGACUGGUGUUUCCUAUCAGGUGAGUACAAGUGUGCCACCGUCUUUCACUUCUUUGCCAUCAUCUUCCGAGAUUUCGACUCCGUCAUGGCCUCGUCAAGAUGAUCCCGGUGCCCGACUCAAUCGCGGAGGCAACGAUUUUGGGGCUUUCACACCCAUUGUUGCUGCUUCGGGGCUCCAACGUGAUGCUGUUCUUCCCAGCGACUUGGAAAGUCUACCCUGUCUCAAGUCAAUGGAUUGGACUAUUGAGAAUCGCAACUCUGCACCAACUAAUAGAGUGGCUGUCGUUAGCCUUAAGUAUUGUUUGCACCUUCAUGAUUUCAUUUCCAGUGGCACAAGUGAAUUUUCUACUUUGGUAGUGCAUCAAAAUAACAGAAAGACAUGCCAACUUUCACUGGAGCUUUCAGCACUAUUGAAGGAUCUAAACUUGUCCAAAACAUCAUCUUUUUUUUAUAUAGUGCAUAUAGCAUGCUGUAGAAAUCUGUGAUGUCUCCCACCUACCAAUCCUGAGCAGCGCGAGUGAAACUCACAGACCAAUGAAUAGGCUCAGCAGUACUACACAUAUUCUCAGCCACUGAGGAGUCCGGAUCAAGCGCAAUCCUAUAGAGAGAAGGAAAAGCGCUUUUCAGAGUUACAUCGGGUUGAUCUGAGAUCUUUAGAAGAAUUGAUGUGGCUUGGGUUAUGUCUUUGAGGGUGGUGGAUUUAUUAGCUUGCUGGAAGGAUAUUCAAGGCUGUCCCCAAGUGGCUGCAGUUUGGAGUAUGAUUCCUUUGUGCAUUAUGUGGUGUAUUUGGAUGGAAAAGAAUGAUCAGUGUUUUGAAGAUGGGAGCGCACAAUGGGGGAACUUUGGAACUUUUUUGUGCACACCUUAUUGCUCUGGUUUUUAGCCAUUGUGCUUAACAGAACUAGUGUUCAUGAUUUUCUGUUUUUAAUUUCUGGUUCCUAGAAUGUAUUUAGGUGUUCUUUUGUAUACUUUCUGUGUACAUGGGCUUUGCCUACUUCCUUCGUAUCAAUUAAAAUUUUCAUUUUACAUAUUAAAAAAAAAAAAAAGGUUUGAUAUGUAAACUUCUUCAUCAAUGCUGAGCUCAACGUGGAAUAUAUAGGCCAGUAUUUGCCUUUUCCUCUCC